Rhea pennata is the source of this 692-nucleotide messenger RNA. Its product is annotated as P2X purinoceptor 2-like. NCBI's taxonomy places the organism in Eukaryota, Metazoa, Chordata, Aves, Rheiformes, Rheidae. Gene Ontology annotation, biological process: calcium ion transmembrane transport. The transcript is spliced from 5 exons. The coding region runs from base 1 to 537 and encodes 178 amino acids. Gene Ontology annotation, cellular component: nuclear inner membrane; plasma membrane; signaling receptor complex. Gene Ontology annotation, molecular function: extracellularly ATP-gated monoatomic cation channel activity. The record is from RefSeq and is a predicted model, not a curated record.
AUGGCACCACAGUUCCCCAUCCUUAUCAAGAGGAACAUCCACUUCCCCUGCUUCGGCUUCUCCAAGGAUGUCCAUGUGGAAGAGAUCAAUGUGGGGCCUAGGGAUGGAGCAAGUAGACCAGCCUGCUGGUUUCUGCUGCAGGGUGGGGUGGUCAUCAACUGGAACUGUAACCUGGGCCUGCCUGAAACCGACUGCAACCCCCACUACUCCUUCCACCGCCCCGAUCCCAAGACCACUGUCCCAGGCAGUGGCACUUGCAGUCCUGCAUCCUCCUCCUGCCCUCCCUGGAGGUCUGCGAAGUAUUAUAAAUGGAACAGGACCCACACACGAGUGUUGAUCAAGGCCUGUGGGAUCCAUAUUGAUGUCAUCGUGCAGGGCCAGGCAGGGAAGUUUAGCCUGAUCCCCACUGUCAUCAACCUGGCCAUGGCUCUGACCUCGCUGGGAAUGGGCUCCUUCCUCUGGGACUGGAUCCUGCUGAGCUGCAUGAACAAGGACCAGGUGUACAGCAGCAGGAAAUUUGAGCAGGCACCACCCUAGAUCCUGGCCCUGGAGGUUUGGUCCUCUGGGACAGAGCAGUGGCCACGCUGCCAGCAAGGCAGGGCAGGGUGCCUGGGCACGGCUGCAGGCUGGGCAGCAGCAUGUGGCUGGGGCUGCCAGGGCAUCUGGCCCCUCCAGCCAUCUCUCACCCCCGC